Molecule: messenger RNA, 1137 nt
Organism: Acanthosepion pharaonis
Lineage: Eukaryota; Metazoa; Mollusca; Cephalopoda; Sepiida; Sepiidae
Source: the annotation of a GenBank genome assembly
AUGGCAGCCAUAUCCUUUUUCAUUCAUGGCAGCCAUAUCCUUUUUUUAUUCAUGGCAGCCAUAUCCUUUUUUCAUUUAUGGCAGGCAUAUCCUUUUUUCAUUUAUGGCAGGCAUAUACUUUUUUUAUUCAUAGCAGCCAUAUCCUUUUUUUCAUUUAUGGCAGCCAUAUCCAUUUUCAUUCAUGGCAGCCAUAUCCUUUUUCAUUCUUGGCAGGCAUAUCCUUUUUCAUUUAUGGCAGCCAUAUCCUUUUUCAUUCAUUCAUGGCAGCCGAUAUCCAUUUUCAUUCAUUUUUUCAUUUAUGGCAGCCAUAUCCUUUUUUUUCAUAGCAGCCAUUCAUUUAUGCAGCCAUAUCCUUUUUUUAUUCAUUUAUAUCCUUUUUUUUUUAUCCUUUUUUUCAUUCAUGGCAGCCAUAUCCUUUUUUUUUUCAUUCAUAGCAGCCAUAUCCUUUUUUCAUUUAUUCAUAGCAGCCAUAUCCUUUUUUCAUUUAUGGCAGCCAUAUCCUUUUUCAUUCAUGGCAGCCAUAUCCUUUUUUCAUUUAUGGCAGCCAUAUCUUUUUUCAUUCAUGGCAGCCAUAUCCUUUUUUCAUUCAUGGCAGCCAUAUCCUUUUUUCAUUUAUUUUCCUUUUUUUUCAUUUAUGUCAGCCAUAUCCUUUUUCAUUCAUGGCAGCCAUAUCCUUUUUCAUUCAUGGCAGCCAUAUCCUUUUUUUUUUAUUUCAUUUCCUUUUUUUUCAUUUAUAUCCUUUUUUAUUCAUGGCAGCCAGCCAUUUAUCCUUUUUUUUCAUUUAUGGCAGCCAUAUCCUUUUUCAUUCAUGGCAGCCAUAUCCUUUUUUAUUAUAGCAGCCAUAUCCUUUUUUUUUUCAUUUAUGGCAUGGCCAGCCAUAUCCAUUUUCAUUUUGGUAUUUCCUUUUUUUUAUUUAUGCAGCCAUAUCCUUUUUCAUUUAUUCAUAGCAGCCAUAUCCUUUUUUUUAUGGCAGCCAUAUCCUUUUCAUUCAUGGCAGCCAUAUCCAUUUUCAUUUAUGCCAUAUCCUUUUUUUAUUCAUUUAUUUUUUUCAUUUAUGGCAGCAUAUCCUUUUUUUUUUUUAUGGCAGCCAUAUCCUUUUUUUUAUUCAUAGCAGCCAUAUCCUUUUUUCAUUUAUGA